Messenger RNA from Drosophila rhopaloa, 1250 nucleotides. RefSeq lists its product as uncharacterized. Bases 135 to 1031 code for a protein of 298 amino acids. The transcript is spliced from 2 exons. The record is from RefSeq and is a predicted model, not a curated record. Lineage: Eukaryota; Metazoa; Arthropoda; Insecta; Diptera; Drosophilidae.
ACGGGCUGCAGCAGCGAUGAGGCACAUGUCCCGGCUCAUUGCCACAACUCCGAUGGAAGGGCAACAAUAGCUUCUGUAAUUGCACCGUUCAAUUUGGGAGGAAUAAUCGGCGGCGACACAAAGACAGCGUCAGCAUGUCGCAUUUGCUGAGGCGCACCAAGAAGUCCUGUCUGAAGUUCCUGCGCAAGAUAUCGACUUCAAAGCAUCUAUUCGUGCAGCGCCUGGACGAGGAGGACGGAGACGACGAGGAGGUGCAGGUGGAGGUGGAGGUGGACCUGCAGCGGGAUCUGGAGCUGGAUAUGAACAGCAAUUGCCCCGCGAUGGAGGCCAUCUACGAGGAGUUGCAGCUGAGUGAGUGCACUCCGGCCUUGGAUUUGGCCAAGGAAGUGGAGGAGCCGCAGCAGGAGCCCAAGCACGAUCUGAGGACUAAGUACUUGAUGAACUACGGCAGCUACGAGGUGUUGGCCACCCUGCCGAGCAUCGAAUUCGAGCGGGUCAACUACAAGGAGAAUGUGCGCUAUCUGCGGCACACACCCUCCAAUUCCAGUCUGGACCUGCAGCUGGAGGAGCAGCAGCAGGAGCAACUGCAGCAGCUGCAGCUGCAGCAACAGCAGCCGCAAGUGCAGCAACAGCAGGCCACUCCAAGGAAGCAAGUGCAGCAGCAGAGGAUUCCCCCGGCCAACCGCUAUCAUCCCUGCAGCAUCAGUCUGGGCUCCAAGUUCGAGGGCAACUACCACAACGUGGUGAUCAUGGAGCCGCCGCACGACGACUUUCCCAUUGUCAAGUGGGACAUCAACGGCAACUCCCUCGACGACGACACCUGCGAUCGCUGGGAGGACUUCGAUGCCAGGUGGCGCCAGGCGGCGGCCGUCACCAGAUCCCUCUCGCAGUCCCAGAAGUCCAGCCACCAGUCCAGCUCCUGCACCCUGGAGACCUGGGUGGACGACGCGGAGCCCCUGAGCCUGGAGCUGCACCGACACGACUCGGUGGCCACCGGGAACAACUGUAAUCUUUGCCUUAGGAGCUUCUGAGUCCCCGGGAGGGGAAUUCAGCGGCUCCGCGACCUCCACUUUGCGUCCAGCGAUUGAGCAUGUAAACCAGUCUUGUGAGAAUUACCUACAUAUAUAUUAUGUAUUCGAGUAUUUGAGUCGGUAGACCGCAAUUUUCAUUAUAGAAAGUUGUUUUCGAGGAUAUCCAUUAACAAUAAAGUGUGUAUGUGUGUGCGGCGCUCCUUUGGCUCCAUACCUUGA